AGAUGUGCUGGAGCAGUACGAAGACUACUCUACUGGUGGUCGCCGUUAUUUGCAUGUGCAUGAACGGGUUCAAUCUGGUGUCAAGAAUGACGGGAAUUGAGGACAAGAUUCGGGAAGAGAAAUAUUCCUCCUACCUCCCGGAUGUCACCGAUAUCUCUAAAUGGGUAAACGGUCGCGAGAACUCCGACCACAUCACCGAGGGCCUGGCGGGAGUGAGCUUGAUCUUCGACUUCAUACUUUUGGGAGGCGCAAUAAAGGAAAGCGCUGGCAUGAUCCAGAUAUCGGGCAUAUGGGGCUCCUUCGACUGCGUCGCGGACGCCGUUAUAGGAUUUCUGGCGGCAAACUACACCCUUCCCAGUUUCGUGAGUGCUCUCCUUGAAAGAGUAGCUUUGCAUUUCGCGACGUAGCCCGCAACGUGUAGUGAAGUUCUUGCGACUGCUUGACUGGCACCGGAGACGGGUAGCUGCUGUCGAAGAGGCGUUUAUCCCGUUUUUAUUUACCACACCUUUUACAUGCCCUGUACUUGCUGUCGGAAAUAAAAUCAAACUGAUGACUUGCCCAGUGCUCUGGCAGGCGUAGUCGUGGG
Messenger RNA from Rhipicephalus sanguineus (brown dog tick), 586 nucleotides. RefSeq lists its product as uncharacterized. Bases 3 to 407 code for a protein of 134 amino acids. The transcript is spliced from 4 exons. Lineage: Eukaryota; Metazoa; Arthropoda; Arachnida; Ixodida; Ixodidae. The record is from RefSeq and is a predicted model, not a curated record.